Messenger RNA from Myxocyprinus asiaticus (Chinese sucker), 1026 nucleotides. Its product is annotated as proteasome activator complex subunit 2-like. The coding region runs from base 118 to 855 and encodes 245 amino acids. Gene Ontology annotation, molecular function: endopeptidase activator activity. The transcript is spliced from 11 exons. NCBI's taxonomy places the organism in Eukaryota, Metazoa, Chordata, Actinopteri, Cypriniformes, Catostomidae. Gene Ontology annotation, biological process: regulation of proteasomal protein catabolic process; regulation of G1/S transition of mitotic cell cycle; positive regulation of endopeptidase activity. The record is from RefSeq and is a predicted model, not a curated record. Gene Ontology annotation, cellular component: proteasome activator complex; nucleoplasm; cytoplasm.
CGUCAGUGAAAUAAAACCGAAAGUAUCUAGUAGGGAAAGUGAUCUGCGCGCACUACUGAACGACUUCUGAUCAACUAGAAAGACUCAUCUCAUUGUUUCUGAUAGUUUGCGUUCAAUAUGUCCAAAACUAAAGUACUGAAGGUAAACACUGAUAAUGCAGUGAAGAUUGAAAACUACCGCGAGUCUCUAUAUAAGCAGGCUGAAGAACUCUUCUCUGAUCACAUUCCUCUGAAGAUUUCACAGCUUGACAACCUGUUGAAGGGGGAUGAGUUCAGUAUCACUGACCUCUCGUAUCUCCAUGCACCCCUUGACAUUCCCAUUCCUGACCCACCAGUUCCUGAGGACGAGGAGAUGGAGACAGAUAAGAAUGAAGAUGAUGAUAAAAAGAAGAAGAAAGUUCCCAAGUGCGGCUUCAUCAAAGGAAAUGAGCAAAUUGUGAAGUUGCUUAAUAUUGUGAAACCAGAGAUAAUUGCUCUUAAGGAGACCUGCAUCACAGUCUCCUGCUGGAUUUCUCAUCUCAUCCCCAAAAUAGAAGAUGGGAAUGAUUUUGGAGUUGCGAUUCAGGAAAAAAUCCUUGAGAGAAUUAAUGCUGUGAAGACUAAGGUGGAGGGUUUUCAGACCAACAUUAACAAGUACUUCUCAGAGAGAGGCGAUGCAGUGGCCAAAGCCUCCAAAGAGACCCAUGUGAUGGAUUAUCGUUCUCUAGUGCACGAGAAAGAUGAAGCGGCAUAUUUCGAGAUCAGAGUGAUUGUGCUUGAUAUACGUGGAUUCUACGCUGAACUUUAUGAUGUCAUCAGCAAAAACCUGGAAAAAGUAACUAACCCCAAAGGAGAAGAGAAGCCCUCCAUGUACUGAGACAGAUGUUCGCUGAUGCAAAAUGUAGAGUUUAGAGACAAGUCAUCCAGACAAAAAAAGAACACAGGUUUCAUAGAUUCAGAUUACUUUACAGGUUUUACAACAUUCAACGGAAACAUCCUCAAUGCUGUUUGAAACACUGAAACGUAUUAAAGAAACAAUACUUUUGCA